Notodromas monacha is the source of this 1224-nucleotide messenger RNA. Lineage: Eukaryota; Metazoa; Arthropoda; Ostracoda; Podocopida; Cyprididae. The record is from the annotation of a GenBank genome assembly.
AAUUUUUUUUCUUUUUACAGGUCUUUCGUCCGGAGAGUGUCUUUCAGAAGAACUUGGGAGUGUCCCUUGAAAAAAAAAAAAAGACUAAAAGGAAAGAAACCUCGGAGGAGGGAAACAAAACAAAAAACGAUCUUUCAUUGAAUUGAAUCGAAUCAAUUAUUCGAAAAGUGGACACAAAAGCCAGCAGCAGCAGCAGCAGCAGAAACAUUGUGAACGAUGACUACUUCGCCGAAAAAGGCGCCGCAGUUGUUACAAGUGCCGUCUCCGCGAACCCGAUGCGACACGGAACUCACAGAAGUUGGGGGAACAUCCUCGGCAUCCCUGUCAACAAUGAUUUCUCAUCAACAACAACAACAACAUCCAGACCCGAAAACAACAACAACAACAACAACAACAACAUCGACGACACCAGGCGGGAAUUGGGAAUUGGACCGGAAGAACUCUUCGUCCUCGUCCUCGUCUGGUUCCGCGGUGCUGGACGAGGAUGUGGAAGGUGUAGUAGUGACAUCUGGUGGCAAGGAUGACGGGAGGUCCGCCUUUGCGAAUCACGCCGAGUUUUUGGCCGGCAUGAUUUCCAUGGCGGUCGGCUUGGGCAACGUGUGGCGGUUCCCUUACUUGUGCCAACGAAACGGCGGCGGUGCUUUUUUGAUUCCUUAUGUGAUCCUGUUGGUGGUGGAAGGAAUGCCUUUAUCACUCAUUGAAAUCGGUCUGGGACAAAGAUUUGGCAGGGGAUCCAUUGGUGUGUGGAAAGGGAUCCAUCCUGGACUAGGAGGACUUGGUGUGGCAUCCACAGCAGUUUCUUUCCUUGUUGGCCUCUACUACAACGUGGUCAUCACCUGGUGCCUUUACUAUCUCUUCAGAUCCUUCACUACCCAGUUGCCAUGGGCAGAGUGUCCAGUGGUGAAUGAGACCAGGGUGGAGGAGUGUGCCAAAAGCUCAGAGACCCAAUAUUUUUGGUACAGGGAAGCCCUGAACUCUUCAGAGUCCAUUGGAGACUUUGAGGGCAUCAAUUGGCACAUGUUUGUUUGUCUCCUGCUGGCCUGGCUCAUUGUCUUCCUCACCAUGCGCAAAGGGAUCCAGUCAUCUGGAAAGGUGCUAUACAUCACUGCAGUUUUCCCUUAUGUGGUCUUGGCCAUAUUCUUCAUACGUGCUGUGACUUUGAGGGGAGCUGCCUCAGGGCUUCUGCAUCUCCUCACACCUAAAGUAAGGACUUCAUUGAACUAA